AUGACAGCCCCUCUAGAUCAGAGCGAUGACCCUCCGGUGCGUGACAUUUCGACCCGGAUGGCCUUAUCGCAGCUGUCGCGCAGGCAUUCUCGGGGUUCGGGCUCGUACACAGCUGGUCAAAGUCGGCGUUCCGCACGGGUAGAGAAACCGCGAAGCAGUCACAACAGCCCAAAGGGUCUUGAGAGGAGGAGAACGACCACAGCUGUAAAGCAGCAUGUGACUCUAGACGACCACUACAACAUGAUGUUUGGGAACGGGCCUGUACAACAUCAAGACAGCGCGAUGAGGGCUCGAACAUAUACGACCCGGCCAUAUAGCUGGCAUCCUGCAACCUCGCAGUACUCGGAAAUCCACAUACCGAAUAUCAACGACUCAUUACCACUUCUGCCAACCAUGCAAAACCCCGCGCAUUUCCAGCAUGACUUCAGCUUUGGAACCGGUCCUGAUCUGAACCUAAGUAACAACCAGGAUUGGGGUUAUUUUGAUCAGCGACAAGGGUCAAUGGGUUCUGAGCAAUCGCUGAGCAAUCCUUACACAACCAUACAGUCUCAGACUUGGACUUCAGAUAUGGCGCAACAAGCACCCACCUAUGUGUAUGCGCAGCAGCCAACCUCCUUUCCUCGAACUUAUUCGUCGGAUUGGCCGCUCCACUCCUGGACCCAGCCAGAUCAGUCCCACACUCCAGGCGAAGAAGCAUCGCCGAAUCUUCUCCCAAUACAGCGACCGAUCGACGAUACGAACAUCAUCAUGCAAUCUCCAGGCCACUCCGAGGGGAACGACACCGGCAAGGAACUCGUUGGCAUGGGCCUCUAUGACUUGCCGGACAGCUCCCAGUCCUUUCUCCUCACCGGUGCACAACCGAGCACCGGUAAAGGACUGAAAUUGGAAGAAACGUUUCAACCGCCGGAAGCGGACGAGGACGACGAAGAUGACAACGUAAGCUCAGACGAUGAGAGCCCGGAUGAGCCGCCAGCCGCUCAAGACCAGCCAUGGGCUGUGCAGACUGGCAAUCAGCUGAUGCCGGAUCUCUCUGGCCAAAGCUUCUUCUUUGACGAUGACGAGACGUACACGAACGAGUGGUGGUACCCACCCUUAAAGCAGUCUGCCGCGCAGGGCACGAAUUUCGGAUAUGGAUGGUUGUAG
This is a messenger RNA of Coniosporium apollinis CBS 100218, 1143 nucleotides long. RefSeq lists its product as uncharacterized. The transcript has a single exon. Lineage: Eukaryota; Fungi; Ascomycota; Dothideomycetes. The record is from RefSeq and is a predicted model, not a curated record. The coding region runs from base 1 to 1143 and encodes 380 amino acids.